UCAGCAACAACAAGUUGCUACCGAACCACAAAAACAACAAGUCGAUCGUUUUCGUGCUCCUCGUCGUUCAUAUAAUCCUAAUCCUCGUCGUUCACCUUCUGCUCAUUCCACAUUGAAUCAAGUUUGAAUUCGUUUUUAAAUUUUAUUGUUUUUUAGAGUAUUGGUCAUUUUCAAUUGGAUCCUAAAUUUUAUCAAAAUGAUUUUGAUGACGGUGAGAGGACUUUAUUAGCUGCUAAUUCAAAACCAAAUCAAACCAUCGAUUUAAAUUCUACAUUUACUAAAAAUGAUUUGGUGCCACCGGAGCGAGGUGUUUUAUCAAUUCGAAGUAUUCAACCAAUUGUUGAUCAAAAUGAUUUACAACCAAUCAAACCUGUUAUCCGCCCUGUCAGCAUAUUUUCUCGUCGUAGUGAAUCUGUAUCUUCUAUUUCUUCGUUAGAAAGUACUGAAUAUAUUGAUCGAGCUGUUCAUAAUGUCUCUUGCUUACAAUUAAGCGUUGCUGAUGAAGCGAUUGCUCAGUUAUUACAUUUAUUGAAUGAUCCCAACAAUCGUCAAUAUAUCAUUGAUAGAUCAGAGCUUAUUUUAAAAAUG
Messenger RNA from Meloidogyne enterolobii, 588 nucleotides. The record is from the annotation of a GenBank genome assembly. Lineage: Eukaryota; Metazoa; Nematoda; Chromadorea; Rhabditida; Meloidogynidae.